Messenger RNA from Neopsephotus bourkii (Bourke's parrot), 2317 nucleotides. RefSeq names its product maestro heat-like repeat-containing protein family member 1. Gene Ontology annotation, cellular component: cytoplasm. Lineage: Eukaryota; Metazoa; Chordata; Aves; Psittaciformes; Psittacidae. The coding region runs from base 1 to 2304 and encodes 767 amino acids. The transcript is spliced from 18 exons. The record is from RefSeq and is a predicted model, not a curated record.
AUGCCGGACCGCAGUGACACCGAAGUGGAGAAGAUCAAGAGCACCCUCAUCCUAUGCUAUGGGUACGUGGCCUCCUGCGCCCCAAAGGAGCUGGUGCUGGCCAGGAUGGAAGCGGACAUCCUCAAGAACAUCUUCCAGUACUUCAAUACCAAGGUUCUGGGAAUAAAGGUAGAGACCAAGGACCUGACCCUGAAGCUCUGCCUCAUCCGGAGCAUCUGCAUGAUCAGCCAAGCCAUCUGCAAAGGGGGCAAGUGUGGGGACUUCAGCUUCUCCCGCAAGGCCGAGCUCGUGGCCCAGAUGGUGGAGUUCAUGAAGGCAGAGCCCCAGGACACGCUGCGGACGCCGCUUCGCCAACGGGCCAUGGUCACCUGCACGUACCUGGUCAUCCUGGAGCCCCACUUGAGUGACCCAGACCGGACUGAGCUCAUUGACACGUGCCUGGCUGGAGUGCUGGCGCUUCCACCACUGGAGAUGGCCAAGGACAGGGAAGAGAAUGGAGCUGAUGCCAUUCCUAAGGAGGCGCUGUAUGGUGACACCAUGAGUGCCCUCAAAGAGCUGCUGAAGAGCCUCCUGCAGAGGAACCUCACCCCCCAUGGGCUCCAGGACAUGUUUGCGCAUUUAGGCCCCUGGAUCAAGUCAAGCAAGGACCACGAGCGGCAGCGGGCAGUGGAGAUCAGCGCUGCCUUGCUUGACUUCUACCUGAGCGCACUCAAUGUCAGCACCGUGACCCCCUUCUACAACCUCAGCAUCCUCAUCGCCCUCUUCUCGCCGCGCUGCUCGGAUGCGGUACCCAGCGUCCGCCUCCAUGCUGUGGACUGCGUCUACUCCUUGCUCUACAUCCAGCUCUGCUAUGAGGGUUUCGCCCGGGACCAUAGGGAUGAGAUGGUCGAGGGGCUGAAGGCUCUGAAGCAAGGCCUGCAGGAGCCCGACUUCACCGUCCUCUUCCACACCUGCAGCAACAUGGCCAUGGUGCUGGGGAAGCGCCUCCCUCCCGAGCAGCUCCUGAGCCUCCUGCUCGCCCUCUUGGAGGGGCUGGCGGAUCCCGACCGGAACUGCUCCCGGGCAGCCACCGUCAUCAUCAACUCCCUGCUCAAGGAGCGAGGGGCAGUGCUGCAGGAGAAGGUCCCCGACAUCCUGAGCAUCAUCCACAGCAAGCUGGAGGAGGUGGAUGAGGAGCACAUCCGCAAGGCUGCCCAGCAGACCGUCUACAUCCUGGCCUCCCAGCACAAGAGCCUGGUGGUGUCCAGCCUGCUGGGGAGCCCCCUGCCCUUCGACAGGCACACGUGCACCAUGUGGAGGUCCCUGGCCACCGAGCCCACCCUCACCUCCCAGAUCCUGGAGCAGCUCCUGGAUAAGGUGAACAGGGAUGUGCCCUAUAAGGAGAGCAAAUGCUUCCUGCUGGGGAGCGCCUCGGAGCGCAUCGCCACCCCUCUGCCCCUGGCUGCCACCUGUGCCCUCCAUGAGCUCCUGUGUGCCCCGGAGUCGGGCCCGGCCCUGCAGGGUCUCUUUGCUCCUCUCUUUGUGACGCUGCUGCUGCGCCUGAGCUGCGCCCUGGGGGUGCAGCUGCCCCGGAGCCUGCGGGACAGGGACAGGGACAGGGGCAGGGACAGGGACAGGGACAGGAGCAGCAGCAGCAGCAGCAGCAGCAGCAGCAGCCGGGGCCCUGCGCGCUGCAGCCUCCAACCAUGCAGCAGCGCGGUGCAGACCCUCAAGGUGAUGCUGCUCCGGGGGGGCAGCGAGGACGUGGUCACGGCCAUGGACAACGCCGGUGCUUGGGACCUGAUGGCGACCCCGGAGAGGCACCACGAUGGGAUCACGGUGCUGGCCCGUGCCAUGGCCCGGCACGCCGGCCCCCGCCUGCCCCUGAUUGUCAAGAACCUCAUCCCAGCGCUGAGCAGCGUCUUUGAGAGCCAGAGGAUCACAACCACGGCCUUCUUCGCUGAGCUCCUCAGCAGUACCGCAGUGACCGACCUGAUGCUGCUGGAGCCGGUACUGGAGGCCCUGACCGGGCGCCACAGGGACCCCUGCACCCUGGUGCGGAUGCUGGUGCUGCGCGGGCUCGGGAACGUGGCCAUUGGCUCCCCGGAGAAGGUGAGGAAGCACGGGGCCAAGCUGCUGGCCUCCAUGGUCCAUGGCAUGGAUGACAAGGAUGAUCCCCAUAACCUGGUUGCACUGGAGGCCAUGUCCAGUCUCUCCAAGCUCCUGGACCAUGUGGAAGAGGGAGAUAUCCAGUCCAUGCUCCUGCACAUCGCCAUCAGGAUCCGGCCCUUCUUUGAUAGCGUAAGGCUGGGCCAGGGCCACUGAUGGGGCGUUGGGA